ACGGUGUGGCAUACUGACUUAGUGUUUUUUUUCUGUUGAUUGGGAGAAUAGAUUUAGUGUUUGGUUAACACUUAAAAUAGUCGAGUUUUUUUGCUUGUCAUGAGUUGUCUUAGGCACUCGCAACUUCUGUUUAUACAGUCCCGAAAGUGUCUUCGGCUGUUCGCCGAUGAGCUGCAAUGGCUAGGAGUGUCAUAUUUACUGCCUGUAUCGUGUAACAUAAGAGUGGUUUCUCUGUGCACCAAACGAAAAUCUGAACCUAAAAAAGAACACCUCCGAAAACCUAAAACUCCACUUGGCCGUUUUGAUAGUGUUGACGAACCUCAAGGUGGAAAAGAUCCACUAGAACGAUUUCCAAAUGACAUCAAUCCCAUAACAAAGGAGAAAGGAGGACCUAGAGGCCCAGAACCUACACGUUACGGAGAUUGGGAGAGAAAAGGACGCUGCAUUGAUUUUUAAUUCCUUGUAGAAACUAUUAAGUUGUAAUAUACUUUUGGAGAAAAUA
Protopterus annectens (West African lungfish) is the source of this 502-nucleotide messenger RNA. RefSeq names its product succinate dehydrogenase complex assembly factor 4 (gene SDHAF4). The coding region runs from base 100 to 456 and encodes 118 amino acids. Gene Ontology annotation, cellular component: mitochondrion. Gene Ontology annotation, biological process: mitochondrial respiratory chain complex II assembly. The transcript is spliced from 3 exons. The record is from RefSeq and is a predicted model, not a curated record. NCBI's taxonomy places the organism in Eukaryota, Metazoa, Chordata, Ceratodontiformes, Protopteridae.